AUGAAGGAACCCAAGGACGAGAUAAGGAGCUUCGCACAGGUGUACAAGUACAACUUGAAGCCGUUGGCCGUCGACCGCUUUGCCGCCUUCCUGAAAAAGUAUGACACUGGCGAGAAGUACCGUCGCGAUCUUCUGCGCGACUUGUUCAACUUGAUUCGAGAGCAGUGCUGUGAAAAUCGACUUGUUGAUGAGUUAAAGGCAGAUGCGGUCAUCAGCUUACAAGAGGCAAAGAUAAAGGGAUGCCUAGGCGCCGAGGGGUCGUCAUCUGUGCAAGUUGUCUCUCUGGACGCUGUUCCCAGAGUCUUUGUCGACGAGGUAAGUAACGAUCUGAGGGUAGGCAGCUCCUCCACUGCAUUGAACCGCCUUCAGUGCCUUAAUCAGCGCUAUGCACUCGCUCGUCGGCGUUGUUUACGAUGCGGGCUCUACCAGAAAUCGGUGGAUCAGCGUGCGUUACAAGACGGUUCCCUAGUUCUUUUGCCCACCUCUGCGCUUGAAGGGCUCGAUUCAAAUCUUCAGAUUGCUGUGCUUGGGCUCCUGGUAGUGCGCGAUGACGAAGUGUUCUUGGAGGAUUUAAGGGGAAAGGUUAAACUGAAAUUCAGUGAGCAGUCGCGGGUCACACAGCACUGCUUUCUAGGAAAUGGGUUCAUGGCUGUAGUGAGCGGGUUCUGGGUGAACAGCUUUCUCCAGGUCGCACGAGUGGACCUCCCGCCAGCAGAGCGGCGGGAGGUCACGCUGCGCGAUGUCGGCCCUAGCAUGGACCUAUUCGGACUGGCCCCGCAGUACCCCAUGGAGGCUUUGCGAGAGGAGAGAACGCGGGUACAGAGUGUGAUCAUUGUCAUGGCGCAUGUACACCUCGACAAGGCGGGCACAAUGAACAAGUUGGCUCGCUUUUUUGAGAGGAUGCAGGGUUUAAGUGAGUCAGAUCUGCGCGAGGUUACCUUUAUCUUCACGGGAGACUUUUCGUCCGUCCCGCUCCACUUUGGCGAUGCGUCUCACUUGCCUGACAUCUUCGAUAAUUCGGACCGCAUGCAGGUCCUCCUAGACGGACUAGGUCGUUGCAUCGCUGUCAAUGCUCCCACCGCAGCACAGUAUAGCCAUUUUGUGCUUAUCCCAGGCCCUAGCGACAUGACCGCCUUGCAGGGCUUUCAGCCACAAACGCCCAUCGCCGCACACUUCGCCAAGGGCGUGCAGAGUCGAACAAAGAAGCUCACCCUCGCACCGAAUCCUUGCCGGUUGCGCUUUCACACGCACGAGGUCAUCAUCGCUCGCCGUAAUUUCCUGCGCGAUUUUCAGCACGGCGAGUCGCUCUAUCCAUGGGACCGUUAUCGAGCAAGGGAGCACACCGACGCGGCACCGAAUCAGGGUGCUCCUAGUGGGGUCGAGACAGUCACUGCAACAUCGUUUGAGCGCGUUACCAAGACGGUGCUGGACGAGGCGCACCUUUCACCCAGCAUUGACGAGGUGGUUUUGUGGAAAGUGGACGACGCCUUGCGCAUUCCGGUGCUGCCGCACACGAUGCUGCUGUGCGACUCAACGGAGCAAUGGGAGUGCCACUACAAAGGUGUUCAUGUCGUGAACCCCGGCUCCUUUGCCGUCGGUGGCACAUUCCUUUGGUACACUCCUGCAGACGGGCAGUGCAGCCUCAGCAAACUGGAGUAA
This is a messenger RNA of Leishmania braziliensis MHOM/BR/75/M2904, 1659 nucleotides long. Its product is annotated as putative DNA polymerase epsilon subunit b. Bases 1 to 1659 code for a protein of 552 amino acids. Gene Ontology annotation, cellular component: epsilon DNA polymerase complex. Gene Ontology annotation, molecular function: DNA binding. The record is from RefSeq and is a predicted model, not a curated record. Lineage: Eukaryota; Euglenozoa; Kinetoplastea; Trypanosomatida; Trypanosomatidae. Gene Ontology annotation, biological process: DNA-templated DNA replication; error-prone translesion synthesis. The transcript has a single exon.